Molecule: messenger RNA, 1073 nt
Organism: Python bivittatus (Burmese python)
Lineage: Eukaryota; Metazoa; Chordata; Lepidosauria; Squamata; Pythonidae
Gene: UBALD2
Product: UBA like domain containing 2
Molecular function (GO): protein binding
Source: RefSeq, a predicted model, not a curated record
AGAAACAUCCACCGCCUGGAAGAUUCGAAUCGAACGUUCAUACACGCAGAGAACACUGCAGCAACCAAUCAGCGGGCAAGGAAAGCGUGGAAUUGAACGUUGAGGCACCUCCGGCUUUCCCCCCUGCCCACUCCGAUCCUCUCCACAUGCUCCUCCCCUGGAUGCUGUUGUUUGUGGUGGUUUAGCUGCCGAGGAUCUACGAGAGGGGAAGGGGAAAUAUCAACAUAGCCUUGUUCCUGCCGACUGAAGCUAGAGAGGCCGAGAGGCGGCUUGGCUCCAACCCGGCGCGGGUUAGCUUAAAGCCUCCGGAACAGAGAAGCCGCCUGGCGUUUCGGGGUGGAAGAGGAGAAGGAGAAGAAGCCUUUGUCGAUUUUUUCCUCCCCCCAAAAUACGAAUCCCCGCCGCCACCACCUUGAGUGCGUUUGGCUCUCCUCCUCCCUUCCGUGUUGUGGUUUCGCUUCUCUCGCCAUGUCGGUGAAUAUGGAGGAGCUUCGGCAUCAAGUCAUGAUUAAUCAGUUCGUGCUGGCUGCGGGCUGUGCGGCGGAUCAAGCGAAGCAGCUACUGCAAGCUGCACAUUGGCAAUUUGAGACGGCUUUGAGUGCAUUUUUUCAAGAAACCAACAUUCCCAACACCCAUCACCAUCAUCAAAUGAUGUGCACACCCAGCAAUACUCCAGCCACGCCACCCAACUUCCCAGACGCUCUAGCAAUGUUCUCCAAGCUGCGGACUUCAGAGAAUCUCCAGAGCAGCAAUAGUCCCAUUACGUCCAUGGCGUGUUCUCCUCCAGGGAGCUUCAGCCCCUUCUGGGCUUCUUCGCCUCCCAACCACCAACCUGCCUGGAUCCCUCCUUCAUCACCAACCAGUCACAACCUCCACCAUCACCUUCACCAUCAGCAGCCCAUGUGGCCUCCUGUGUCUCAGCCAGGGCCCCCCCAGCAGAAAGCCAUGGCGGCAAUGGAUGGCCAGAGAUAAGACUUAACAUUUUUGGAAUGGGAAAGAAGACGGGGCAGGGGGGAAGAGGAUAUGGCAAACCUGAGGGAGGCAUGGGAAAUGGGAGGGGGCUUUUUUUUUUU